UAAGCUACCGCUAAACUCGUCAUUCGCUAUAACAGCCAGAUGAUCUGAGGCAGUACGACGUGAGCCCGCCGCGCGCCCGACAUUCGCGCCGAUUUCCAAGCACCCGCGACACAUAAAGUUUAAAAAAAAAGUGUAUUUAAAAAAAGAACAAAACUGUGAAAUAAUAAAGUGUUGUGUUUCUGUGGUUCAGACUAUCAGGAACCAUGAGAAGGUGAACAGUAAAGAAACAAAAACAUCGAAGACAUUAAGAAGACUAUUUACCGAAGCAGUGCUUCACAAAUAAAGCCAAAAUGAAGCGUUUACAGAAGUGCUGCUGCUGUGCUUCGACGCGCACCGGUUCGCUCAUCACAGCGAGUCUCGGCAUCAUCCUGUCUAUAGUGACCAUCAUCACGAUAUGGGUGGCGGACAAGCAUUAUGUUUCCUACCGGACGUUCAUCUUUGCGGAGGACUUUGACAAAAAACUGUCAGAGAUGGACCUUCCGAGAAUAUUUCUCACAGUCAACCUUUGCUUUACAAUAUUGAUAUGUGGACUUCUCAUUAUCGCUGUGUUAAAGCGACGGUCGUGGCUGAUGCUGCCGUGGGUAGUGUUGGGCAUCGUGUUGGCUGUUGGUCUGCUGAUUAGCGUGCUGCACACGUCCAUCACCUACUACCUCGAUGGGCAGCAGCACGCCUUGCUGGCUACACUUAUACUCAUCGGUGGACUUAUUUAUUUGUGCAUAUACCUCUACCUCUGGGCAGUUGUAUUCAGCCAAUACUUGGACAUUCGCGACGAAGAAGAGAGGGGCAGAUAUCGAAAGGCUCCUUACAAACGAUAAUCUUUUUACCAGUCAAUAAUAAUAUAAACUAAAAAGUAAAAAGUGCCUUAUUAUAUCAGUGAUUAUAAAAGUACACCGCAGAUUACAUUUAUAAUAUAUUGUAAUUUUUUUUAUUAAUAUCUAAGUAUUGAUUUUUCUAAAGAAUAAUAUUUGGGAAGGUUUGUGUUCAUUCUUGCUAAUUUGUUAUACCAAAUUAUCCUUGUAAGAGAAUAGAAUCUCAGAGGUUUUAAUACAUCUGAUAUUUUUUUUAAAUCACUGUACCUUAUUAACCGAGUUCAAAAAAAGGAGGAGGUUCUCAACUCAUCGGAUUUUUUUCCAUAGUGACUCAUUUAAUCCAGGAUCCGGUAGCAAACAAGGGCUGAAGCCUUCUUUUAAGUAAUAAUUAAUAUCAGUGUCAGAAUAUCUUCUGACACAGAUAUUUACUUAAAAGAAGGUAUAAAUUCUAUUGAUGUAUCUAUCAAUAGAAAUUCUAUCGAUAUAUCUAUCAAUAGAAUUUAUUUAGGGUUGUAUAGAUAUAACGAGGUCACCAAAAAUUAUCCUUACGUAAAAUGAGCUUCUAAAAAAGUUUCCCGGAUCCUGGACUGAAGAUUGUAUAAUGUGAAACUGUCACUUGUUUCUCUUCUUGUUGUUUUGAAUCUCUUUGUUUGUCUACUUACCCUUUAUUAUUAUGUACAGACUUGUUAAAGAUUUGUAAAAUUUAUACGUUUUUUAUGAAUAUUAAAUUGACUAAUUGUUGUUUACAACAAUAAAAAUAAAACAAACAUACCUAAGUUAAUUUAAGUAUCUCAUUUCACACGACUGAUAAACUCUCAUAUUUUAUACAUAAUUUUAAGGUUUAUUUACCUAUCUAUGUAAUAAUGUCCUUCAGAUUGGGCGGCCAAUCUUAUCUUGAGAUUGGCCAGUAACUUUCUGUAAUAUCAGCCACUGACGAUCAAGUAAGCUCAGUUUUAUCGGCUGUUAAGCCGUUAGCGCUGCAGGCAUGUGAGCUUACUUGAUCGUCAGUGGCUGACAUAACGAUGUAUAUCUCGAAAGAGCGAAUUUCGAAUUCGUACCUCUAUCUGUCCCAUUUUAUAGUAUCGUGUUAGACGUAGAGAGAUAGAGGUAAAUUCAAAACACGCACUAGCUUUAGAAACAUCGUUACAGAAUAGCCCUACUGAUCUAUCUCGUCGGUUCAGUGGUUAGCUAGUUCGGCUACGGACCUUGGAGUUCAAGGUUCGAGUUGCGUCGUCAUUAUAUCUCGAUUUUUUAGUUAUGAUUUGUAGUUAUAAGAUAUUAGUAAUAAGUUACCAAAAUAUUUACCAUAAUCAAGAAUAUAAUUAUUAUGGGCUUGUGAUGGCCAGACCUUCGUCUUUUUAACCUACUUCAAAAAAAGAGAAGGUGUUCAAAUCGACGCGUAUGUAUGUUUUUUUUGGUUUGUUACCUCAUAACUUCGUAAUUUAAUAACCAUUUUGAAAAUUAGUUUUUUGUCGACAGAUACUUCCAGAUUGGUCCCGUUAAAUUUUCACGAAAAUCGGUUUAUUAAUUUUUGUAAAUUAAUUAUUAUAUUCAGGCAGUCUCUUGAUAAUUAAAAAUAUGCUUCUAGCUUACAUUAUAAUGAAAUAUUUUAACUUAUUGUACAAUUACAUAGUUUAAGUCUUUUUAAAAAAUAAAUUAUACUUUAAU
Bicyclus anynana (squinting bush brown) is the source of this 2477-nucleotide messenger RNA. RefSeq lists its product as uncharacterized. The record is from RefSeq and is a predicted model, not a curated record. NCBI's taxonomy places the organism in Eukaryota, Metazoa, Arthropoda, Insecta, Lepidoptera, Nymphalidae. Bases 291 to 815 code for a protein of 174 amino acids. The transcript is spliced from 5 exons.